CCGGCGCGUACCGCCUUCCCGCCCCCCCCCGGGGGGGACUCCCACCCGCAGCGUCCCCGGGGGGUCGGUGCGCGGGUGCCGCUGCGCGGGGUGUCAUCGCUAAGCGCUCCUGCUCCCUUAAAGCUGAUACCCGUCGAAAAUCGAGGGGGAGAGGGGGAGGCAGGGAGGGCCGGCCCGGGACGGAGUCCCUUCCCGUUCGUGCCGGUGUGGCGGGGCACGGAGGCGGUUUUCCCCGGCCGACCGGCUGCCACCGUGUUGGGUUUUUUUUCACGCGUGAACGCUUCCUACGGCAACCCCGGCCUGAGCGUUAUAUGGCCGUGUAAUUAAUGCUGUGGGUUAACGACCCCGCCGCCGCUCCCGCGCACGGAGGAGCCGCCGGUGCCGGCCGGGGGCAGCGGGUCCCGCGGUUCCCGCCCGGCCGGAGGCUCCGGCUCCGCUCCUCGCCGCUGGCGACGGGCUCCUGAGCAGCGCGGACGGGGCUUGGAGAGGAAAUUGAGGUUUUCUUUUUUUUCCCUCCCCCCCCUUUUUUUUUUUUUCUUGUUUUGUUUUGUUUUAAUGGGAAGGAGAUGGGGAGGCGGCGGGGUGUGUGUGCAUCGCCGGGCAGCCCCGCCUGGCACGGCUGCACCGGCCAGUGCUCCAGCCCCUCUCCUCCUCCUCCUCACACCUCCUUGCUCGGUCCUUUCGCUCUGAAACACCAAAUGUGUUUCAUUUUAAGGUUUGUUGUUUGUUUUUUUUUUUUGUGGGAAAGAUGCCGUUCAAAGGGCGAGCAGCAGCUCUCGGUACCGCGUGCUGGGAUUUGGCAAGUGAAGUGUGUCAUCAGUAAUCCAUUUAUUUUAGACGAUCCAGACCUGAAAGAUAUUGACCCCACGGUAUUAAAACAUUGCCAUGCUGCGGCUGCAACGUGUAUUCUGGAGGCAGGGAAGCAGAGAGCCGACAUAUCUGCUAUAAGCACAUGUCUAGAAGACUGUAAACUGGAUAAAGAGAGAAUAGAACAAUUUUGCACCGAAUAUCAGAAAAACAAGGAUGCAUUGGAAAUACUCUUGGGAAGCAUAGGCAGAUCUCCCCUCCAUAUAACUGAUGUGUCUUGGCGCUUGGAAUAUCAGAUCAAGAGCAAUCAACUUCAUAAAACUUACCAACCCUCCUACUUAGUGACCUUAAACAUAGAGGUACUGUACUCCCAGCACCCUCAGAGCAAAAAAUGCAAUUUCAUUAUUUUUAAAAAUAAAACAGGCAAUAUUGUUUUGAGGUUUGUUGGGGUUUUUUGUGUUCUUUUUUGUUUCCUUCAGAACAGUGAUUCAGGAUCACACCCAGAUGUUAGUUUUAGUUGCACCAUGGAGCAAUUACAGGAUUUAGUUGGAAAACUAAAAGAUGCUGCAAAAAGUCUAGAAAGAGCAACUCAGAUGUGAUGGAAGAAAGCUGUCAGCCUGCUGAGCUGAAGUACUCUGAUUCCUAGGAGUGUCUUCUAAAUGACAAAUGUCUUUCAUCUCUUGAAGCAAACUGUUCCUUUUUUUUAAGUACUUGGAUGCGAAUUAAGUGAAAUAACUUUUUAAUUACCUUCGUAUUCCUUGCUUAUGUCACUUUUUUAUUAUUAUUAACUCUCGUUAAAUAUUUGCCCAACAGUCGUGUCUUCAAAGCAUUCCUUCUAUUUUAUUUUUUUUUAUUUUUAGAAAAGUCGCUGAUUAUUUUUUUUCUGGAUCUAAUAAAGUUUAUUCACUCCUGUUCUGCAA
Molecule: messenger RNA, 1727 nt
Organism: Apus apus (common swift)
Lineage: Eukaryota; Metazoa; Chordata; Aves; Apodiformes; Apodidae
Gene: COMMD3
Product: COMM domain containing 3
Exons: 6
Coding region: 567-1406 (279 amino acids)
Biological process (GO): sodium ion transport
Source: RefSeq, a predicted model, not a curated record